AUGUCCAACCCUGAGGCCGUGAUCUUGGAGCUCAUGCUGUGCCCGCUGGCCCCUGGGAGUUGCUUCUCAGCUGUUUCUUCCUCGCCCCAGACCAGAGAGACAGCGCGGUUUGAGAACAGCCGAGGCACAGAGGAUGCGACCCCUGAGGGCAGGCACAUGAGGUCUCUGGAGGUUCAGGGCCGGGCAGAGCAGGACGGGGGCAGUUCAGACGGGGGCCCUCCCCCUUCUCCAGUACCCGGCACCCAACAAUCCAGACUCACCAGCUGCCCCCAAGUCACCGUCCAGCCCUUCCCCUACCCAGUGGACGUGGAGAGAAAAGGGAAGGAGGACAAGGACCGGCCCAGCUGGGCAGGCCCCACGGGGGUCCCAAGGGACAGAUACCCUGGACGGGUGCAGGGGUUCCCGGCUACCCAGGGGCUGCGCCGCAAGAAGCCCCUCCCACUCCCGGACGGAACGACUGGAAGCGGGCAUCGAGGCCUGGAGGUUCUGAUGGGCUUGGUUCCGGGCCCGUGGAGCAUCACGCUGGGGCAGCCAGAGGAGCUCUCCGAAGAUGGCCAUGGAGACGGAGGGACCACGUCCUGGGGCCUGACGCCACCGGGCAGGCUCUGCUCCGGCGGAGACGCCCCCAGGAAAGGGGCAGAAUCUUCUCAGCUAGAGUCGCCCGUGGCCCUCAGCGGACAGCGAGCCUGGUGGAAGCAGGGGAAGAAAGAGGAUACGGAUGGACACCGACCCAAACAAUCAGAGAUCCCGGCCCCGCACUUCCAAGGGUCCGCCAGCCGCCCAGGGGUGCUUGGUGCCGGAGUUCCGCCCGACCGCCGCCUCCCAGCCUCAGUUUCCCCUCCCGGGCACCCCCGGAUCCCCUUCCGGUUCCCACCGCGUGGACGCCGCCAGGCCUCACUUCCCGGCAUCCCCCGGGGCAGCCUGGGGCUGGAAGAGCGGACACCGCCCCCCCAGGUGCGCGUGCGCACACGCCGGCGGCCCCGAGCCGUAAAGGCGCCGCUCGCUUCUCAGCCCCGCGCUCACGCACGCGCGCCCUCGGGCGGCCCGGGUGCCCGGGUCCUGCUCCCCGGCUUCGCGCCCCGGCCGCCUUCCGCCAGCCUGCGGCCAGGCGUGUGGGCGGGGGCCGCGGGGAGCCCAGAGGAGGGCGGGGCGGGGCGGGCGGCGGCCGUGGCGGGCGGGCCGAGUCGCGGGGGCCGGGCCCGCGGGCUGCGGCGGCGCUGUCCGCCGAGCUCGGACCCGGACCCGGACCCGGAGGAGGACGCGCGGGCCCGGGCCGAGUUCGAGGCGCUGCAUGGCCCGGCGCUGCGCGCGUCGGGGGUCCCCGAGCGCUACUGGGGCCGCCUCCUGCACAAGCUGGAGCACGAGGUUUUCGACGCCGGGGAGAUGUUUGGGAUAAUGCAGGUGGAGGAAGUGGAGGAGGCUGAGAGCGAGGAGGAGGUGGCCCGGGAAGCGCGCAAGAAGCCCAACCCCGGCGGCGAGCUCUGCUACAAGGUCAUUGUCACCAACGAGAACGGGCUCCGGGCGGCCGACCCCAACAGCAUCUUCCUCAUUGACCACGCCUGGACCUGCCGCGUGGAGCACGCCCGCCAGCAGCUGCAGCAGGUGCCCGGGCUGCUGCACCGCAUGGCCAACCUGAUGGGCGUCGAGUUCCACGGAGAGCUGCCCAGCGCUGAGGCCGUGGACCUGGUGCUGGAGGAGAUGUGGAAGUUCAACCAGACCUACCAGCUGGCCCACGGGACGGCCGAGGAGAAGGUGCCCGUGUGGUAUAUCAUGGACGAGUUCGGUUCUCGCAUCCAGCACGCAGACGCGCCCAGCUUCGCCACCGCGCCCUUCUUCUACAUGCCGCAGCGGGUGGCCUACACGCUGCUGUGGCCCCUGAGGGACCUGGACACGGGUGAGGAGGUGACCCGGGACUUCGCCUAUGGAGAGGCCGACCCCCUGAUCCGGAGGUGCAGGCUGCUGCCCUGGGCCCCCGCCGACCUGCUGGACCUCAGCUCCUCCACGCCUGAGCCGCCCGCUGAGCACUACCAGGCCAUCUUGGAGGAAAACAAGGAGAAGCUGCCGCUUGCCAUCAGCCCGGCCGUGUACCCCCGUGACCACGUCUUCAAGGUCUACACGGACGUCCAGCAGGUGCUCAGCCACCUCACCCACCCACGCUUCUCCUUCACCCAGAGCGAGGCGGACGCCGACAUCCUCUACAACUUCUCUCACUUCAAGGACUACAGGAGACUGAGCCAGGAGAGGCCCACGGUGCUGCUGAACCAGUUCCCCUGCGAGAACCUGCUGACGGUCAAGGACUGCCUGGCCUCCAUCGCCCGCCGCGUGGGGGGCCCCGAGGGCCCGGCCUGGCUGCCCCGCACCUUCAACCUGCGCACGGAGCUGCCCCAGUUUGUCAGCUACUUCCAGCAGCGGGAGAGGCGGGGCGAGGACAACCACUGGAUCUGCAAGCCCUGGAACCUGGCCCGCAGCCUGGACACCCACAUCACCAAGAGCCUGCACAGCGUCAUCCGGCACCGCGAGAGCUCUCCCAAGGUUGUGUCCAAAUACAUUGAGAGUCCCGUCUUGUUCCUCCGAGAAGACGUGGGCGGGGUCAAGUUCGACAUCCGCUACGUGGUGCUCCUGCGGUCCGUGAGGCCCCUGAAGCUGUUCGUCUACGACGUGUUCUGGCUGCGCUUCUCCAACCGGCCCUUUGCACUCAACGACCUGGACGACUACGAGAAGCAUUUCACUGUCAUGAACUACGACCCGGAAGUGGUGCUCAAGCAGGUGCACUACAACGAGUUCAUCCCUGAGUUUGAGAAGCAGUACCCAGAAUUUCCCUGGAAGAGCGUCCAGGCUGAGAUCUUCCAGGCCUUCAGGGAGCUGUUCCAGGCAGCAUGUGCCAAGCCACCCCCCCUGGGCCUCUGCGACUACCCCUCGUCCCGGGCCGUGUAUGCCGUUGAUCUCAUGCUGAAGUGGGACAGCCGUCCGGAUGGGAGGCAAGUGAUGCAGCCGCAGGUCCUCGAGGUGAACUUCAACCCGGACUGUGAGCGAGCCUGCAGGUACCACCCGACAUUCUUCAACGACGUCUUCAGCACCCUGUACCUGGACGAGUCCGACGGCUGCCCCGUCACCCGCCUCAUCUAGGCGCCUGCCGGCCCUUGUGGCUGCAUUCCGGCCUCGGCCUCGAGCUGCUUCUGCACUGUCCCCCCGGCCCCUCGGCCGCCCUGUGAGCCCUCAUCCCAGCCUCACGCCCUCAGGGGCUCGGGCCCCCUCCCCCCAUCAGUCAGGAGCGGCGCCACUCGCCGUGUCCCCGGGGCCGAGUGCCAGGCGUCUGUUCACCCUCUCCACCGUCGUGCGGUGAUGAGUCUCAGCUCUGCCAAGGGCUUUCUUCCAGAGAGUUUGGUUGCUGGGGUGCUGUGCUUCCAGGGGGUGUUAGUGAAAGCGGUUCUAGGGGGCAUGGCGAGUAUCCUCGGAAAUGAGGCCCCAGGAGCGCCUGCGGGAGCCCAGACGGCUGCUUCUGUGGAGCAUCUGCUCCCCACGUUCCACCCCGGGCCUGCAUGACAGGCGUCUCCAGGUCCCCUGGGAGCCUGCUGCUCAGACCCAGGGUCAGACCUUCACCAGCAACUCUCUCUGAGGCGCCAGGGCAGGGCGGCCACGUUGCCUUUCCAGCUGGCCCCGUGGAAGGGCCGAGUGCAGUGCCCGUGCCUCCCUGCCCGCCAGGCACUGCAGUGGUGCCUCCCUCGUCUAAGGUUGGCUGGGACGCCCCGGCGAGGGGGCUCAGGGACAGGUGUGGACAGCAGAGUGCCAGGCCUGGACAGCUGAGCAGGACAAUUCCAGGGAGAACCUUAUGUUACAAUCAGAUGCCAUCAGCCACCAGUCUGGUGUCAAAAUGGUGGAUUUUUGUUACUUUUUCACUUACAGGAAGAAAAUAUAAAAUUCUCAUUUUUAAUUUUGUUUCUGAAAUUUUGAGUCCAUUUCCAGCGUAUUUUGUGUUGCCGCAGUGCACCCAGGCCCAGCUAACUGGACAGUAGGCAGGUCUAAUUUGGGGGGAGCUGCCUGCAGAGCUUUUGUGGGUGUGUGUGCGUGUGUUGGGGGUGUUUGUUUCAUCCCAAAGCAAAGGGUCUCGCAAAAACUGGACUAGACUGUGCUACCCGUCUCUGUGUCUGUCCUCUGUUAACCAGUUCAGCCCGUGUCCUGGGGAACCGUCCCUUGCCUCCAGCGGAGAUGCACAGAGCGCGGGGCACCUCGUCCCUGGUUCUCUCCACAGGAGAGCAGCUGCGUCCCGUCCCCUGCUUGACUUGAUUUGUGCUGCAAUAAAGUAGGCCUUCUGUA
Molecule: messenger RNA, 4314 nt
Organism: Sus scrofa (pig)
Lineage: Eukaryota; Metazoa; Chordata; Mammalia; Artiodactyla; Suidae
Source: RefSeq, a predicted model, not a curated record